This is a messenger RNA of Nerophis lumbriciformis (worm pipefish), 1656 nucleotides long. The record is from RefSeq and is a predicted model, not a curated record. Lineage: Eukaryota; Metazoa; Chordata; Actinopteri; Syngnathiformes; Syngnathidae.
AUGAUCCAAAUAACCAGCGUUGAAGACGUGAUGUUGCCCGGACAAGGAUUUGCUAUUUUGCUUUUUCUUUACAGCUUCAAAACGGGGACUGCACUGGUGGACUCUGAUGAUGUCAUCACGCGUGACGAGCAGAUCUUCGUGUUGAUGGGCGCUCACGCCAAGUGCGAGAAGAGCAUUGAGUCGCAAAUGGCGGUCCUGCAAGAAGGCGAUUGCGUACCCGAGUGGGACGGCAUUAUCUGCUGGCCGAGCGGCGGUUCUGCCCAGCUGGUGUCGGUUCCGUGUCCCGACUACAUCUACGACUUCAACCACCGAGGUCGGGCGUAUCGCCGAUGCGACCCGGCGGGCCGCUGGGAGCGAGUGGCUGCCGUCAACCGCACCUGGGCUAACUACAGCGAAUGCACCGCCUACUUGUCGCAUGAUUAUCGGACACAUGAAGAGAAGGUGUUUGAGCGUCUGCACCUGAUGUACACGGUGGGCUACUCCAUUUCGCUGGCGUCGCUGCUGGUGGCCGUCUUCAUCCUCUGCUACUUCAAGCGCCUCCACUGCACACGCAACUACAUCCACGUGCACCUCUUCACCUCCUUCAUCUGUCGAGCGGUCAGCAUCUUCAUCAAGGACGCCGUGCUCUACUCGGUGUCCGCCGAUUCUUCCGCACCAGAACUUGACCUAGUUGGACCGAAACAGCACAUGGCCGGCUGCAAAGCCGCUGUCACGUUUUUCCUCUACUUCCUGGCGACCAAUCAUUACUGGAUCCUAGUGGAAGGCCUUUACCUCCACAGUCUCAUCUUCAUGGCCUUCCUCUCUGAUAAGAACUACUUGUGGGCCCUCACUGUCAUCGGCUGGGGCGUUCCUGCUUUGUUCGUGUCCAUUUGGGUCAGCGUGCGAGCUUCGCUAGCCGACACGCAAUGCUGGGACAUCAGCGCCGGAAACCUCAAGUGGAUUUAUCAAGUUCCCAUUCUGGCAGCUAUUGUUGUGAAUUUCUUGCUUUUCGUCAACAUCAUUCGCGUUUUGGCCUCCAAGUUGUGGGAAACCAAGACUGGAAAACUGGAUCCUCGACAACAAUACCGGAAACUUCUCAAGUCCACUCUGGUACUCAUGCCCUUAUUCGGAGUCCACUACAUGGUCUUCAUGGCGCUGCCUUAUACUGAAGUUUCGGGGUUGCUGUGGCAAGUGCAGAUGCACUAUGAGAUGUUCUUCAACUCGUCACAGGGCUUUUUCGUGGCGUUCAUCUACUGCUUCUGCAAUGGCGAGGUGCAAGCUGAGGUCAAGAAGGCGUGGCUAAGGCGGAGCCUCGCAUUGGACCUCAAACAAAAAGCCAGAAUCAACAGCAGCAACGGCGGCGGCAGCUGUUACUACGGCGGCAUGAUGUCGCACGCCACCACCACUCACAGCGUCUGCACUUCUGCUGCCAACCACCGGGCGUUUCCCCCCGUCAACGGAGGGGCGGGGCUCAGGAUGCCCCGCCCAUACGCCUUCCAAUUACAGAGCGCUCUACCGAGGUACGCGGCCGGCGAAUGCGGGAACGGCGGUGUCUUUGCCAGGCAUGCCAGGGGAGGUAAGAAACACGACGAUCCGACGAGUUCUCCAACAGACUUUCCCGGAGAAGCCGAUCCGGACUCUUCCUUGUCGGUGAAAGAACUAGAGACUGUCUUGUAG